Molecule: messenger RNA, 735 nt
Organism: Aspergillus fischeri NRRL 181
Lineage: Eukaryota; Fungi; Ascomycota; Eurotiomycetes; Eurotiales; Aspergillaceae
Product: putative bZIP transcription factor
Exons: 2
Coding region: 1-735 (244 amino acids)
Biological process (GO): regulation of DNA-templated transcription
Molecular function (GO): DNA-binding transcription factor activity
Source: RefSeq, a predicted model, not a curated record
AUGUACACAAACCCAAUCACCCUCCGUCCGCAGCAAGACAUGCCCUACGAUCUCCGUCCGCGAGCCCUACAAUGGGAUGAAGUCAUGGACAGCGAUUCUACCUGCGCCCUGUCCCCGAGUAUAAGCAGCGCCGUGCGAUUUCCAGCAGCGCAUAUGACCGCGCCGCAGGAGCUUUUUGUGCUCUCGCCGCAAGCAACGGCCUACCUCGGCUCGAACCAGGAUUCGCCGGGCGAGCUGGGCGGUGGCGGUUAUCCUGACGUGAAUGCUACUUCUAAUCCCAACCGCCGACAAUCGCAGAACCGCGAAGCGCAGCGCCGAUUCCGCGAGCGACGAGAACAGGAACGCAUCCAGCUGCGGAAGAGGAUGGAGGAGCUGCGGGCGGAAAACGACGCGCUGAGUCGGUUGCUAGCCGAGGCGAAAAAUGCGAAUCUCAAGCUCGAGGUGGAUAAUGAGCGGUUAACCAAAGAGCUGGAGACGUUGCGCCGGCGGUGGCAGGAUGUGCUACGGUUGAUGGCGGAUAUGGUGCAGCAGGAGGAGGUGGGGGAGGGGGGCUCGCCGUCGAGUUGUUCUAGUAGCUCGUCGUUGUCCUCGUCGUCGUCGUCGUCGCGGAAGGAGGUGCAGGGCCUUAGGAGUUCGAUUAUGAUGCAAAUGCUGGUCUUGUUGUUUGAUGAAAAGGGGGACUCUCCCUCGCGGACGGUGAUGGCUAGAUUGGGGGCGUUGUCUGGGGAUCCGUGA